CCAGACUGCCUGCCAACGAUGAUGUCAACGCGCAGCGCGCAUAACGAACGUAUGAAGCCAUUACCACCAUAGCUGCAUUACGCCAAUAAAUUAAACUUGGUUUCCGUGCAGCGGCAAUGGGGAACGGUUGCGACAUGAAGUUGCGGAUUGCGAAGGCCACACCCUCUGGCCUGCUGAGGCCGCUGAUGCUGGCCGCUUGGCUACUGCUUGCGACUUCCUCGGUAACGGCGGGCGAGCCGCUGUGGGCCUCUCACUGCGAGCGGUGGUCCUCCUUCGAGCCUGGGAUAUGGGAAAGCCUGCUCUUCUGGCAGGAGACCGGCAUCAGUGACGAGCUGAUGGGCCAAGCCAUUGAGAAGCUGGGGACGGAGCCGGGCCGCAUGAAGCGAGUGGGCGUGCCGGUGGCCUUUGUCAACGGGAGCAUGUACGUGGCUCGGAGCACGCCCCUCAGCAAAACCUACGCCUGGUGGGCGCACAACCUGCUGGUGUGGGUGCACGUGUUGCGGCGGCUGGCGGCCAGGUGGGGGGCCGCCCUGCCCGACACCGAGCUCCUGCUGGGGGCGGACGACGACCCCACGCAGGACAUGUCGGCUCCGGGCGCCUGGCAGGCCGCCACCUCGCCGCCCCUGCCCGUCAUGAAGCACUGCAAGUCCAGCGCCUCGGCGGACAUACCGAUUCCCACGUGGCACUUCUACACGCUCAACGCCACUGCGCAGUUCUUCUCCCGCACGCACCGCUUUUCUGAGGAGCACCCCUGGGCGGCGCGGGAGCACAAGGCCUACGGAGGCGGCAUGCUGUACCACCGCAGUCAGGCCAUGCCUGUCAACAAGAAGCAGCUGGAGGCGGGCAUGGUUGCGGGGGAGCCGUUCAUGGUGCGGGAGAAGUUCGCAGAGUUCCUGAACAAGGAGGUCCGCAACCCCAACAUCGUGUUCGACAACGGGCGGCCGCUGCCCCUCUGGGCUGAGUACAAGAUGGCCAUUCACAUAGACGGCAUCAGCUGUUCGUCCAAGCUGUGGCAGCUCAUGGCGCUGGGCAAUCUGGUGCUGCGCGAGCAGUCCAGCUACCUCUCCUUCUACGACUCCCAGCUGCACAGCUUCGAACACUACGUGCCCUUCUGGCGGCACCGCCCGCGUGAGAUCGUGUGGGCGUACGACUGGGCCACACGCCACGACGCGGCGGCGGCGCGCAUCGCGGCUCGCGGCCAGGCGUUUGUGCGCGACACGCUCAGCUCCCAGGGCCUGGAGUGCUACUGGCUCCUGCUGCUGCAGCAGUACAGCGGGCUCCUGAAGUACAAGCCAGGACAGGGCGCGCGGCGCAUCCCGGCGCCGGUGCCGGCGGCGGCGGUGGCGGCUAACGCCACUACUGCGGCGGCAGGGGUGGUGGCGGCGGCAGGGCAGGGCGGGCGGCGGAGGAGCAGCAGGAGCAGGCGACUGAUGCAGGGAGGGGGAGUGGAGGGGGUGAGGGAGGAGGCGCAUAGCAGGGGCGGCGGCAGCGUUGAGGCAGAGUCAGCACGGCGGCAGCCGGCACGGCGGCGGCUGCAGCAGGCGCAGCAGGGCUCCGUGCCUGGUAGCGGCGGCGCCGGUGACGCGGGGGCGUUCUACAUCCCGGUUGAUGAGUGGUUGGCGCUGCAGGAGGGCGCGCACGGGUGGCGGCCGGGGCUGGCAGCGAGCUUGGGGGCGGAGCUGGAGCUGCUGCCGCUGCUGCCCAUGCGAGCCAUGGUGGUCCGGGCGGGUCAGGAGCUGGCGGCGGCGGCCAAUGCCACUGCACUCCGGCAGCCUUGAAGGGCCUUAGGGGCUGAGGGGCACGUUGGCAGGGGACGGGGCCGUUGCAUGCGUGUGAAGGGGAUGGAGGUGAAGGAAUGGGUGUGUUUGGAGUCGUCACGACUUGCUGAUGAAGGAGUGCUCGCUGUAGUCUGUCGGUACUGCAAUGCGAAGCGAGGUGGCGGGGCGGUGGGCGCGGGCAGGUUGGAGCUGGAAUGGACGUACGUGUAUGUGUGUGAUGGGACAGUGGUAAGGCAGGUUGGUAAGGUCCCGUAGGGUGCAGCUGAUUCCCAGAACCUAACAGAUGGCACACAAUUGGCAACGGCAGGGCAGGAGUGCGCAGCUGGUCGAACGCCGGAGUUACUGUGCCGACGAGUUGCUUGCUGGCUGGAAGUUUGCUGACGCGCAUUCCUCACGCUCCGGGCGCCGGUACGCAUGUGGAUGCACAGUCCGUUCGGAAGGCAGUUGGCUGAUUCUUUUUAACCAUCUUCAUGGUGGUGUCACCAAUGUUAGCAAUGAUGUCAAAGCGGGCAAGCGCAUCACCGUACAUCCAUAACAUCCAUAGCAAAGGCAUAGGUAUACGAGUGCUACUUGUCCAGACACUCCUAAUCA
Molecule: messenger RNA, 2369 nt
Organism: Chlamydomonas reinhardtii
Lineage: Eukaryota; Viridiplantae; Chlorophyta; Chlorophyceae; Chlamydomonadales; Chlamydomonadaceae
Exons: 13
Coding region: 135-1778 (547 amino acids)
Source: RefSeq, a predicted model, not a curated record